AUGGGUGUGAAGCUGCACUUCAAGCUUCUUCUAGGGUUGGCGUUGGUGCCACUGCUGGCUUCAGCCAACACUACCCACGGUGACCUGUUUCCACUUUCAAUCGUUCACAUCAACGAUAUUCACGCACACUGGGAGGAAAUCGAUACGGCCAGCGUGACCUGUGAUCCGAAACGGGAGGAAGCCGCCGAUCAGUGUCUGGGCGGCUACGCACGAACGGUGACGGUUGUAAAACAGUUGCUGAAGGACCGCACGAAUCCCGUCUACCUGAACAUCGGCGAUAACUUCCAGGGUACGCUGUGGUACAACAUCCAUCGCUGGAAUGCCACAGCUUUCUUCCUCAAUUUGUUUCCAGCAGAUGCCGUGACCGUUGGAAAUCAUGAGUUUGAUGAUGGAAUUGCUGGUGUGGUCCCAUUCUUGGAAGCGCUUAAAUCGCCCGUUCUACUGGUAAACGUGGACAACUCCAAGGAACCUUCCUUCAGCAAGUUCCGCCCUUCGAUGGUGCUUGAGCGUGCCGGACGAAAAAUUGGACUGAUCGGAGUCAUUCUCCGCACCACGUACAAUAUGGCUGACACCGGAGCGCUGGUGUUUGAAGACGAAGCGGAAACCGUACGGAAGGAGGCGGAUCGGCUCGCGGCCGACGGUGUAGACAUUGUGAUUGUCCUAUCGCACUGUGGGCUCGACGUGGAUCACAUCAUAGCGGCUAAUGCAGGCCCGAACGUGGACAUUAUUGUUGGUGGACAUUCGCACAGCUUCCUCUACACGGGACAGAACGAUAACAUUCCGAUGACACCGGCUUCCGAGUAUCCCACCGUGAUCACGCAACCCAAUGGACAUCGUGUGCUGGUCGUACAGGCGUCGGCCUACACCAAGUUGGUGGGUGACAUCGUGCUGCACUUCGAUGAGCAGGGAAUCAUCCAGCAGUGGGAGGGCAACCCGAUCUAUCUUUCGAACGAAAUCGUACCCGAUGCAGAGAUAAUGGAAGCGAUCGCGCCGUGGAAGGUAGCGAUUGAUGCGGUCGGUGAGCGUACGAUCGGUUCGACCGCGGUCGAUCUUCUCAAGCCACCGUGCAACUUUGGCGAGUGUAUUCUCGGCAAUUUGAUUGCCGACUCGAUGGUAGAAGCGUUUGUACCAAUGGCGGAACCGGGACAUUGGACGUACGCGUCGAUCGCAGCGAUUGCCGUUGGACGUAUCCGGCAAAGUUUAGUUCCCGGAGAUAUUUCCUUCAAGCAUCUGAUCGAAGUGCUGCCGUUCGAGAACCAGCUGGUCUGCUACGAUCUGCGCGGUGAUCAAUUGGUCGGACUGCUGGAACAUGGUGCCGAGCUGUCCUGGGAUGAGCAUCGGUUCAAUGCGAAGAAUCUGAUGCACGUGUCCGGUUUGCGUGUCGUGUACAACGUCACCAACCCGAUCGGCCAUCGGGUGCUAUCGGUUGAAGCCCUAUGUCAGGACUGUGCCGUACCGAACUACGCUCCGGUGGAACUGUUCAAGACCUAUCGCGUGAUCACCGUAUCGUAUCUGGCCGAGGGAGGUGAUGGAUUCGAGAUCUUUCCGAGAUACGGAACAAAUAAGAUCGUCGCGCCGAUGGAGGAUGUACAGGCAUUCGAAGAUUACGUGAAACCACGAUCACCCGUUGCACCCGUGCUGGAGGAUCGUAUUCAAAUCUUCACCUAA
Anopheles moucheti is the source of this 1668-nucleotide messenger RNA. RefSeq names its product apyrase-like. The record is from RefSeq and is a predicted model, not a curated record. Gene Ontology annotation, molecular function: 5'-nucleotidase activity. NCBI's taxonomy places the organism in Eukaryota, Metazoa, Arthropoda, Insecta, Diptera, Culicidae. Gene Ontology annotation, cellular component: plasma membrane. Gene Ontology annotation, biological process: AMP catabolic process. The transcript has 3 exons. The coding region runs from base 1 to 1668 and encodes 555 amino acids.